AUGGCUCCUAGAUAUUACGAUAUAGCUGUCAACCUGACCGAUAGCAUGUUCAUGGGCUCGUUUGAGACCGGGUCCAAGGCUCGGCCGGAAUGGUAUCGUAUUUUGGACCGGGCAGCGUAUUUCAAUGUGGAAAAGGUGAUGAUUACCGGCUCCUCUCUAGAGGAGUCUCGAAAAGCGAUCCAGAUGGCCGUUGAAUAUGAGGGCCCCGUCAAGCUGUACACUACUGUGGGAGUUCAUCCUUGUACGGUCAAUGAGUUUGAGAACGAUCCUGAAGGUCAUAUUGAGCAGUUGCGUUUGACAAUCAAGCAUGGAGUUGAUUCGGGUGUUUUACGUGCAAUUGGGGAGAUUGGCCUGGAUUAUGAUAGGUUUCAACACACCAUCAAAUCUGUUCAGCUGAAGUACUUCGAGCUACAGCUGAAACUUGCAUGUGAAUUCGAUCUGCCGUUGUUUCUGCACAUGAGAAGUGCCUGUGAUGAUUUCAUUGACACUAUCGAGCCCUUUAUCAAGGGAACGAGGCCUGAUGGUUUGAGGUUGAAAAACCCUAGAGGGGUGGUGCAUUCUUUCACUGGAGAGUGGGAGGAAGCCCAGAGACUUAUUCAGCUAGGAUUCCAUCUGGGUGUUAAUGGAUGUUCUCUACGAACUUCUGAUAGCAUGGAGGUUGUGCGAAAGAUUCCUCUUGAAAAGAUUAUGAUAGAGACAGAUGCUCCGUGGUGUGAAGUACGCAAGACACAUUCCUCGUUUGGUCUGUUAUCUGAGCCGCCUAACGAGUUCUAUCCCCGGACAACUGGACUGGUUCAGCAAAUCCCGCAAACAAAAAAACAAAAAGUGGUGAAGCUGGAUGCUUUUCUGAAGGUUCCCCUAGUUUCCAAAAUGAAAGAUUUGGCAAUUUCCCCACAAGUUGCGACUGCUAUAGGCGAAACCGAAUGGGAAUUUGGUGCCGUCGUUAAAGGAAGAAACGAGCCUUGUUUUGUGGGUCAAAUUGCAGAAGCGAUUGCAAAACUCAAGGGAAUACCCAGUGAGCGAGUCAUAGAGACAGUUUAUGAGACCUCGUGCAAAAUGUUUGCAUAG
Messenger RNA from Kuraishia capsulata CBS 1993, 1068 nucleotides. RefSeq lists its product as uncharacterized. Gene Ontology annotation, molecular function: 3'-5'-DNA exonuclease activity. Gene Ontology annotation, cellular component: cytosol. NCBI's taxonomy places the organism in Eukaryota, Fungi, Ascomycota, Pichiomycetes, Pichiales, Pichiaceae. The transcript has 2 exons. The record is from RefSeq and is a predicted model, not a curated record. Bases 1 to 1068 code for a protein of 355 amino acids.